Messenger RNA from Naegleria gruberi, 1148 nucleotides. RefSeq names its product CTD phosphatase. Gene Ontology annotation, molecular function: protein serine/threonine phosphatase activity. Bases 1 to 936 code for a protein of 311 amino acids. The transcript has a single exon. The record is from RefSeq and is a predicted model, not a curated record. NCBI's taxonomy places the organism in Eukaryota, Heterolobosea, Eutetramitea, Acrasida, Naegleriidae.
AUGAAUAAUAGUGCCUCCUCUUCUCCAAUGAUCAAUUCACAAGAAAUUCAAUCAUCACAGGAGGAAGAAAAUAGGACACCACUAAUCAAGCUAAAUGUAAAACCAAUACCUAAAUUAUUUACUGUUUUAAAUUAUCCUAUAAUAAUUAUAAUGUCAAUUAUGAAUGUUUUUUAUUCAUUAUUUGUGAAUAGUUGGAACUUUUUGCAUUCAUUAUUUUCUCCCCCACAAUCUAAGAAAAAGAAACAAAGAAAAUCAAAGGAAUAUGAUAAUUCAACUCAAAAUAGUUCCACUUCUUCAAAUUCCUCCUCGAGCUCUUUACCCCCACUGGGGUUCUUGUCUGUUCUGUCAGGUAGGACAAGCCGUUCCAAUUCUAAUGCUGAAAAACCAACACAACAAUCAAAAAAGUUUUUAAUUUUGGACUUGGAUGAAACAUUAAUUCACGCCAGCACUACACCACCAAGAGCUGAUCAUGAGAGAUUGUACAAUUAUAUUUUGGAUGUUCAAAUAGAUCAUGUAAAUUGUACAUUUUAUGUUUCUGAAAGGCCUCAUUUGAAAUUAUUUAUGGAAAAAGUAUGUGAAUGGUAUAAUGUUGUAAUUUUUACAGCUAGUGUUAAAAAUUAUGCAAACCCAGUCAUUGAUAGAUUAUACCAUUCUGAUAAGAUUGUAAAACGAUUAUUUAGAUCAUCAUGUUAUGUCACUGAACAUGGUGUCUAUGUAAAAGAUUUGAAAACAGUGACUGAUGAUCUCAGUAAAUGUAUGAUCAUCGACAAUAGUCCUAUAUCUUACAUGUGGUACCAAGAAAAUGCAAUUCCAAUUUCAAAUUGGAUGGGAGAUAAUGAACGUGACAGAGCUUUGCUAAAUUUACUGCCCUUCUUGGAAGCAAUGAGACAUUUGGAAGAUGUAAAAUCAAUAUUAUCUUUUAGAAUUGGUUUAUAAAAUCAAAAUAAUCUCCUUUAUUCAUUUUAGAAUUAGUUAAUUAUCUUUUAGAUAUUCUUCAUAUUGUUGAGGGGUAAUGCAUUUUUUGAAUGAAAAUGCAUGAAUUCCUUUCAUUUCUUCUUGGAGUUUAGUAUUGACAAGUCUUUGCCUUUCCAAUAAUUUCUUUCCCUCAAAUUCAGGGCUUACAAUAAAUACAGAAAAUGCUAAUUUGC